This is a messenger RNA of Rosa chinensis, 1406 nucleotides long. Its product is annotated as S-adenosyl-L-methionine:benzoic acid/salicylic acid carboxyl methyltransferase 3. The record is from RefSeq and is a predicted model, not a curated record. Gene Ontology annotation, biological process: methylation. Bases 79 to 1179 code for a protein of 366 amino acids. The transcript is spliced from 4 exons. Lineage: Eukaryota; Viridiplantae; Streptophyta; Magnoliopsida; Rosales; Rosaceae. Gene Ontology annotation, molecular function: S-adenosylmethionine-dependent methyltransferase activity.
UGCCACUAUAAAUAUGGAAGUGUUCUAGUAGAAAUAUGAACCAAACAGAGAGAAAACCAAUCAAAAACAUAAGAGAUAAUGGAGGUAGAGCAAGUUCUUCACAUGAAUGGCGGAGAUGGCAAAACAAGCUACGCAAACCACUCACUUCUUCAAAGAGCUGUGAUUUCGACGGUGAAGCCUAUUGUGGAUGCAACCAUAGAGGAGCUCUGCAGCACUCUCUUCCCGGAGUGUCUGAAAAUAGCGGACUUGGGAUGCUCUUCGGGGCCCAAUACCCUACUGGUAGUAUCAGACAUCAUAGCCAACAUCCAGAACACGUUUCGAAAGCUCAACCUUCCCCCGCCAUCGCUUCAAGCAUUCUUGAAUGACCUUCCCCGGAACGAUUUCAACACGGUGUUCAGGUCACUGCCUGGCUUCUAUAACAAGCUCGAUGAAGAACAUGAGAACAAGUCGGGUCCUUGUUUCAUUGCAGCAAUGCCCGGUUCCUUUUAUGGGAGGCUCUUUCCUGACAACUCUCUCCACUUUGUUCAUUCUUCCUAUGCUCUCAUGUGGAUCUCUGAGGUCCCAAAAGGUUUGGUAACGAAAGGAGGAGAGGGACUGAACAAGGGGAACAUAUAUAUAGCCAAGACAAGCUCACCCGCUGUGUUUAAUGAAUACUUUGAGCAAUUCAAAAGGGACUUCACAGUCUUUCUGAGGUCUCGGGCACAAGAGCUAGUCCCGGGAGGUAGUAUGGUCCUCACAACAAUGGGCAGCAUAAAUAGCAAAGAUCCCCUCUGCAUUUGGGAAUUUGUCGGAUUAAAACUCCAUGACAUGGUUUUAGAUGGUUUGAUUGAAGAGGAAAAAUUGGACACAUUCAAUUUGCCAUACUACGCACCAACAACGGAUGAGGUGAAAGAGGUAAUCGAGGCUGAAGGUUCUUUUACCCUGCAAAACCUCGAAGUUUUCAGAAAUGACUGGGACUCUUAUAUAAAACAAGCUAACUGUGGCUUUGACAAGAAUGCGAGGGCAGCAGUACUGUCCACUGACAUAAGAGCUGUGGGAGAGCCUAUUCUGGCCAGCCAAUUCGGAGAGGAAGCCAUGGACGAUUUAUUUCGCAGGUUUGAAGAAGAUGUUCUUGAUCACAUGGAAAAGGAGAAGUGCCAGUUCAUUAAUCUGGUUAUCUCGUUAACUAAGAAGCGUUGAAUAUGAAUGUGCUGCAGAGAUUCUAUUGCUUCUGUUUAUUUUGGUGGAUUCCCUGUUUUAUUGUUUUGUUGAAUAAAUUUUCAUAUUGUAGUGUGCAAUUCCUAGCUAGCCUGCAGCUCCUGCAAGGUUUAGGCCCAUCCCGAUUUGGUUAGCAAGUUUAAGAAUACUUGGUAGUCUAUUUGAAUUCUGGAAAUGAGUUAUGAUUAAAGGCGUGCAAGUAUACAAUA